UAACGUGUAAUAUUUGUUAUUUGAAUCAAAAAUAAUUUUUAAAAGCAAUAAAAAAGAACCCCACGCCACCCCCACCAAGUGAGUCGUCUUCUCCAACUAGCCCUAACUCUUUUGCAGCAACACUCCAGCACACCCUCAAAUGAACUUGAAAAUGAAAACUAUACACCUUCUCGGGCAAAGCUCAAUCCCAAAAAUAACGCGUUCUGUAAUUUGAGCUACUUUUAACCUUAGAGAAAACAGAGCAGCCAUGCUCUUUCAUUCAUGGAGAAAAUCUCUAUGCAACAGAGGUAACUUCUUCCCUUUAAUCCAACUGUUUCCUUUAUCGCAUAGCCAUGUAUCUAUAUUUCAUUCUUGCGCUUCUGUUCCCUCUAAAUAUCCUUCGUUUCGCAAAAAGCCAUCGGUUUCUAAGAAGCGUAAAGUUGUAAUUUUUAGGGAAUUCAGAGAUGUGAAUAGUUUAAAUGACGCCGUUUGUGUUUUUCAUCGAUUGGUCCGUAAAGAACCAGUUCCUUCUGUUGUAGAGUUAGCAAAAUUGUUAAGAGUGAUGAUUAAUAUGAAAGAAUAUUCUGUUGUUAUUUCGUUUUUCGGAGAGAUGAGGAAGUUAGGGAUUCCCUUUGAUGAGUAUAUCUUGACUAUUGUGAUUAAUUCUUUUUGCUUGCUGGGUUGUGCUGAAAAUGGUUUUUCGAUAUUGGGUGUUUUUUUCAAGAGUGGUGUUCAGUUUAAUGUGGUUACUUUCAGUACUCUUAUGAGGGGACUUUUUGAACAAAAUAAGAUUCAGGAUGCUAUGUGGUUGUUUAGGAAGCUGGUGAAAGAGAAAAUUUGUAAGAUGGAUGAAGUUAUGUUUGGUACAGUCAUGAAUGGGCUUUGUAAACAAGGGCAUACUCAAACAGCUCUUAGUUUGUUGAGGAUAAUGGAGCAAGGGGAUGCCAAACCUAACACAGUUGUGUAUAGUAUUGUUGUAGAUGCACUUUGUAAAGACCAAAUGGUAGGUGCUGCUUUCAAUCUUUUCAAUGAGAUGAAGCGAAAAGGGAUUACUCCGAAUGUACAUACGUAUAGUUCACUGGUUGAUGGUUUAUGUAAGUUUGAUCAGUGGGAAGAAGUUAGGCUGCUUUUGGAUGAGAUGACGCAUCUUAAUAUUUUCCCGAAUGUACACACUUUUAGCAUGUUGGUAGAUGCAUUUUGUAAAAAAGGUAUGGUCGAAGAUGCUGUGGAAGUGUUAAAUGUAAUGAUCCAAAAAGGUGAACAUCCUGAUGUGGUUACCUUUAACGCUAUAAUGGAAGGGUAUUGUUUGCGCGGUGAAAUAGAUGUAGCAAGAAGAGUUUUAGGCUCUAUGACUGAUAUUGGUGUCAAGUGUGACAUCUUUAGUUACAAUAUAUUAGUCAAUGGAUAUUGCAAGCAGAAGAAACUAGACGAGGCCAUGCAUUUAUAUUGUGAAAUCUCGCAAAAGGGGUUGAAACCUGACAUUGUUACGUAUUCUACUAUCUUGCAAGGCCUUUUUGAAGUUGGCAGAGUUGAAUGUUCUGAAAAUUUAUUUACUGAGAUGCAAAAUGCAGGUCAUAGUCCUGACAUUUACACUUGUGGCAUUAUGCUUCAUGGUUAUUUAAAAAAUGGUCAUGUAGAAAGAGCAAUGUCCCUCUUUCAUAGGUGGGAAAAACAAAAAGAAGAUGCUUAUAUUUUGAUCUAUAAUAGAGGCAAUGAUGGAUUUUUUAAAAUUCAAAAGCUUGAUAAAGCUCGUUCGAUUUUUGAUAAGCUUUAUUCCGUAGGGUUGCAUCCUGAUGUUAUAAGAUACAAUGUAACAGUAAAUGGACUUUGUAUUGAAGGUUUAGUAGAUGAAGCCAAAGAGUUGCUAAGAAAAAUGGAGGACAAUAGGUGUUCGCCGCACAAUGCCACUUCCAAUCUUAUAGUGAAUGGACUUCUCAAGAGUACUAAAACUAAUGAAGCAAUGACCCUUUUGAAGGAAAUCAUCCAGAGAGGUUUCCCAGCUGAUAGAGUCACGAUGUCGUUGCUAAUAGAACUACUCUUGUUAAUAGGGGAAGGUCCUUUUUUGCUUAAUAUGAUACCAGAACUUCAUCUAAGAAAUGAGAAAUGAAGGUCUUAGUCCUAGAUGACUAUUAUUUAGUUUAGGUGUUUAGGCAUGUAGAGUUUGUGAUGCAGCUUCAACCCUGGGUUGUGGUAUCCUGUGAGAAACUAAUAUUGUCCCUUGCUGUUUGGCAUGAGACUUCAUGGAUUUGUUUGAGCAAUACUGUUUUUGAAGGAACCAAAUGAUCCACUUCUACUUUCUUCCAAAAGUGACUUCCUCGCCAACAUUCAAACUUAAAUACACCACAAAGACGAGCCUUAUGUCCAGAAGGUCCUAUAUGAACUUCUGAGCAAUGUUCACAGACCUCUGAACUCCAGAUCAAAGUGCUUCCCAUGCCUUCAAGGUUUCUCUUCCCAACAACAUCAAAUCAUCGUCAGACAAAGAGUCAGCUUGAAAA
This is a messenger RNA of Solanum lycopersicum (tomato), 2474 nucleotides long. Its product is annotated as putative pentatricopeptide repeat-containing protein At1g12700, mitochondrial. NCBI's taxonomy places the organism in Eukaryota, Viridiplantae, Streptophyta, Magnoliopsida, Solanales, Solanaceae. Gene Ontology annotation, molecular function: protein binding. The record is from RefSeq and is a predicted model, not a curated record.